Sporothrix brasiliensis 5110 is the source of this 384-nucleotide messenger RNA. Its product is annotated as clock-controlled protein 6. Gene Ontology annotation, biological process: fungal-type cell wall organization. Gene Ontology annotation, molecular function: structural constituent of cell wall. The record is from RefSeq and is a predicted model, not a curated record. The coding region runs from base 1 to 384 and encodes 127 amino acids. Gene Ontology annotation, cellular component: fungal-type cell wall. The transcript has 2 exons. NCBI's taxonomy places the organism in Eukaryota, Fungi, Ascomycota, Sordariomycetes, Ophiostomatales, Ophiostomataceae.
AUGAAGUUCUCCGUUGCCUCCCUCCUGGCCCUGGCCACCGCCGUCUCUGCUGGCUCCAACGUGACCUACACCACCGAGGUCGUCACUGCCCUGACCACCUACUGCCCUGAGGCCACCACCCUGACCCACAACGGCAAGACCUACACCAUCACCUCGGCCACGACCCUGACCAUCACGGACUGCCCCUGCACCGUCACCAAGCCGGUCACCACCGCCACCACGGUCUCGUGCACGACUCCCUACAACAACGCCACCGUCACGCACACCAAGGGCACUGCUUCCUACACCCCCACCCAGUCGGCUGUCGUCACUGCCGGUGCCGGCAAGGUCAUGCUGUCCGGUGCUGCCGGUGUCAUCGCCGUCGGCGCUGCCAUCCUGCUGUAA